CUCCGGGAGUUGUAGUCCGCUGGCAAGACUCGCGAGCAAGCGCAGUGGGCGGAUCCGCGCGGGGUCUCGCGGUGCUGACUUCCGACCCGGUGGCCGAGCGAGUUUGGGGAGUCGCGGGUGAGUGCGUCAGCCUCACUGAGCCUUUUUCAAGUGUGCGUCUGAGUCUGCAUGUCUAUGAAAUGCUCACGUCUCUGAUUCCAAAAAGACACACUUUUCACUGGUAUCCAGGAGACCCGCUUCCCAGUGAUAAGAAAAGAGAUGGAAUCUGAUCUGCAGGAUGGAAGUGGCAACCAGUAAGCCAGUUCGUUGAAGCAAACCAUGGCUGCAAUAAGGAGUUCCCAGGCACACCCGUCCCCAAGCAAGGACUCCACACAGAGACAGAAAUCAGCCCUGCACAACAGCGGCCCUGACUAUGAAGCUUCCCGCCAGCGCUUCCGGCAGUUCUGCUACCAGGAGGUAGCUGGUCCACAUGAAGCUUUUAGCAAACUCUGGGAACUCUGUUGUCAGUGGCUGAGGCCUAAGACACACUCAAAAGAGCAAAUCCUGGAGCUGCUGGUUUUGGAGCAGUUUCUGACCAUCUUGCCAGAAAAGAUCCAGAGCUGGGUGAGGGAGCAGUGUCCAGAAAAUGGUGAUGAAGCUGUGGCUCUGGUUGAGGAUGUACAGAGAGCACCUGGGCAGCAGGUCCCGGAAUCUGGGAAGGACUUGAAAAUGCCCAUCGAGGAGACGGCCUCCUUGGGAGCAGCCAGAGAAUCACUGAGAUCCCACCUGAAACAGGGGGUUCUUCCAGAAGAAUGGCCUGUAAAGGGGUCACGGAGCUCACCCCAGAGACCGUGGGGACAGUCAGAAGGUAUUGAGAUCAAGAGCGGGAUUACAAAAGAGAAUUGGAAAUGGGAUGAUACAGAGGAAGCAGAAAUGAGCAAGCCUUUUCAGAGAAAGUCCAGUGAAGUCUUCUGGCAUUCUGAGCUAAAAAGAGGCUGGGCGGGUGCUCCAGUGUCAAGAAGGCAACGAAGAUGUUCUCCAGGGGAGAGUGAGGAGAAAUCCCCAUCCCAGAAGAGAAUGAGUCACCAGAGACUUCGUACUGGGGAAAAGGCCUGUACACAUUUCCUGUGUGGGAGAAACUGCUCUCAGAGUUCUCCCUCUCACCACCAGCCAGUCCCCAAAGUGGAAAAAGCUUCUAAAUGUCAUGAAUGUGGGAAAAGCUUUAGCCGCAGUUCUUAUCUUGUUCGACACCAGAGAAUCCACACGGGAGAGAAGCCUCACAAGUGCAGUGAGUGUGGGAAAGGCUUCAGUGAGCGCUCCAACCUCACUGCCCACCUAAGAACUCACACAGGGGAGAGACCCUACCAGUGUGGGGAAUGUGGGAAAAGCUUCAACCAGAGCUCCAGCCUCAUUGUCCACCAGAGGACCCACACGGGGGAGAAGCCUUAUCAGUGCACUGUCUGUGCAAAGAGAUUCAACAACAGCUCCCAGUUCAGUGCUCACCGGCGAGUCCACACUGGGGAGAGCCCACACAAGUGUGGGCAGUGUGGGAAAAGCUUCAACAAUGGCUCCCACUUGAGUGCCCACCAGAAAACCCACACGGGAAAAGCCUUACCAGUGCUCUCAGUGUGAGAAAAUCUUCACUAAGAACCCUUCCCUCAUCCACCAUCAGGGGGUGCACACAGAAGAGGUUCCCAUAUCCCAGGAAGGAAGGCAUGUGCUAUGAGUGUGGAAGAAACCCGAUGGAUCAAUUCCUUAUGUCAACACGUGUUUCUGGCGCUUCCUUCUGCUUGUCGAGAAUUCUACUGGGCAAUCCCCAGCUUAGCUAUAGGUUUAUUGACAACCGGAUCUUAAGAACCAUGUCCAGGAAUAGGAAUCAGGGUAAGAAUGCUGAACUCUUUCUGGCUCUGCCUGGGACUCCUGGGUCCUGUCUCAUUGUUGAUUUCAAUUCUGUUUGAAGGGGACAAGGCUACAGGAUCCAUAAGUCCUGCCAGGAAACCUGGGUAUGACUGUUCCCAACAGAGAAUGGGGGGGCUAGUGGCCUGAGCACUGUUUCUGGGCCAUGUCAGAGAAGAAAUUCUCCACCCUCAUGGGAAGCACAUCUAAAAGUUAACAGCCUGGAUGUAUUCUAAACCAACAACUGACCUCUGACACCUAAUGUUAGGUACUACUGCUAAUUUAAGAGCAGAUCACUACUCUGUAAUCCAGCCACCACCAAAGAAAGAACAAAGGAAAGGAAGGAGAGGUUAAGCCUCUGGGCAAUAUUAAAUCUGUUUCCCUUGGUGACGUAAUCUCAGAGCUAGGGUAACAUCUAGGUUAAUCUUUGUAAGAUUCCUCAUUUUACCAUCACCUCCACCCCAGUUCCUGGUUUAUUGUCUCUUAUAGUUAACACUUUCUACAAGCUUAUAACCAUUACCACUUCUGUUGACAAUAAAGGUGUUUCUCCCUCUA
Molecule: messenger RNA, 2430 nt
Organism: Lagenorhynchus albirostris (white-beaked dolphin)
Lineage: Eukaryota; Metazoa; Chordata; Mammalia; Artiodactyla; Delphinidae
Gene: ZSCAN32
Product: zinc finger and SCAN domain containing 32
Exons: 4
Coding region: 319-1611 (430 amino acids)
Biological process (GO): regulation of transcription by RNA polymerase II
Molecular function (GO): RNA polymerase II cis-regulatory region sequence-specific DNA binding; DNA-binding transcription factor activity, RNA polymerase II-specific
Source: RefSeq, a predicted model, not a curated record